This is a messenger RNA of Branchiostoma floridae (Florida lancelet), 873 nucleotides long. RefSeq names its product zinc finger protein 525-like. Gene Ontology annotation, cellular component: nucleus. The record is from RefSeq and is a predicted model, not a curated record. The transcript has a single exon. NCBI's taxonomy places the organism in Eukaryota, Metazoa, Chordata, Leptocardii, Amphioxiformes, Branchiostomatidae. Gene Ontology annotation, molecular function: RNA polymerase II transcription regulatory region sequence-specific DNA binding; DNA-binding transcription factor activity, RNA polymerase II-specific. The coding region runs from base 1 to 873 and encodes 290 amino acids. Gene Ontology annotation, biological process: regulation of transcription by RNA polymerase II.
AUGGCAGAAACGUCCGAUGAAAUGUCUCUCACACCUUCAACAACCACAAACGUCGAAGAGAAGGAGCCAAGCGAACACAACGGAUCAACAGCGCCCCCUCGCUACAGCUGCAAGCAUUGCAGCUACCAGUCGAAUUGGCCAUCAGGUCUCCAGAUGCACGUCAGACGAGCGCAUUCUGGAUACAGACCAUACAAGUGCCCGCACUGUGAAUAUACAGGGGCUGCUAAAUCUGAUGUGGACAUUCACAUGGUAAGGCAUACCGGCGAGUUACCGUUCAUGUGCGGGGAGUGUGGGUUCCGUACGGGGCACAAGUCAACGCUGGUCGUCCACAUGCGGAUCCACACGGGGGUAAAGCCUUACAAGUGUUCGCAGUGCGACUACACUAGUAGAUACAAGCGGUCCCUUAACGUUCACACGAGGCACGCUCACACUGGUGAGAAACCGCACAAGUGCCCUGACUGCGACUACAAAACCGCACAGAAACCGAACCUGAUCCGUCACUUGCGUAAACACACCGGUGAGAAACCUUACAAAUGUCAGCUGUGCGACUUUACCGCAAGCACCAAACAGAACCUGGACUUCCAUUCUGUGAAGCACACGGGUAUCACACCGUACUUGUGCGAGGUAUGCGGCUAUAAAACCGCCAACCGACAACACUUUGACAUCCACACUACGAGGCGGCACAGCGGUGAGAGACCGUACGCUUGCCCCCUAUGUGACUACCGGGGAGCGUUAAAAGUGGACGUAGACAGACACAUGGUUCGGCAUACUGACCUGAAGUCCCACCAAUGUGAACUGUGCGGGUGGAAGACGGGACACAUGUCAUCUUAUUACAGACAUAUGAGAUUAAAACAUGCCGAAGAUAAAAAGUAG